AUGGCGAGUGACCUCGUAGUCGGGAUGAUCUAUAACUUAUUACUACCUUUUCUCCUGCUGACGGCAUCCAUUUUCCGAUACAACGGACUGUCAGUGGUGUAUUUUGUGUUUGUGCUGACACUGCCGCUGCUCCCAAAUCCCAGCUUGGUCACCAUGAAAGGUAAAACCGGAGAGUUCAUGCGGCUGCUGACGUACACAAGUUUGACGUUUCUGUCGCUUCAGUGUUUCAUGCAGAUCCCCUUUGCUUACAUUCCGCCUCACGCGACUGGUGUCUGGGAACAUGUCUUGUACCAUCUUGGCAUUGUAAGAUUCAAACUAGUCGAUCCUGGGAACAUUGUCCGACUCCUCGCCCCUGACCUGGGCCUCUUCAUCGCCUCUCUCUUCAUUAUAAGACUGUGUAAGAAGCUGCUGCGUGCUGCCCCUCCAGUUAAUCUCCAUGAGAACGGCAUCCCGCCCUCUGACCCUGAGGAAGUGGAAACAUCCGACACAGAAUCUGAGGCAGAGAGCGAGACCGAGGGCUCGUCCUUUGACAGCUCAGAUGACAGCACUCAGCAGGUUCAGACGGGCCCACCUCAGUUUGUCCAGAAGCUGAUCGUGUUUGCUGCUGGGCUGAGGCUGCUGUUGUCAGCCAUCAUGAAUACAGCUGCCAAAGUGGUGGUGACUCUACUGCUCGGUCUAGCAGGGAUUAUACUGCCCUCUCUUACCUCCAGCGUGUAUUUUGCACUGUUUCUUGCCUUGGUCUGGUGGUGGGUGUUCAGUCGAUCCAUCAGUCUGCUCAUCUUCAGUUCUCUGUGCGUGAUGAUGGCCAUCUUCAGCGGAGGACACCUGCUGGUCUUGUACCUCUACCAGCUGCCUCUGUUCCAACAGCUCGUCCCACCAGACGACGUCUAUGCAAGACUGUUCGGGAUGAUAGGAGUGAUCCGGACCAACAGCUCUGAACCGUACAGUCUACGUCUACAGCCACGAGUCUGCUGGCCAGACUUCAUCAAUCCCCUGGUUCUGCUGCUGCUAUAUUACACCCUGGUGGCUCUGCUGCAUAAAUGGGUUCACAUCUCAGACGACAGGGAUACUGACGAUGAAGACAUUGAAAGUGAACUGGGAACUCCAGAAAUUCCACCAAGCUUCUCCAGAGUCAUCUUCACCACUGGAGACAAGCACGAGCUUUUGAGCAGCACUGAUGACGAAACCUAUUUACCAGAUGAGCCCAUGAUCUUAAUGACAGGCCCUUGGUCAGAUGGCCCCAGAAAUGACCUUGGCUCUCUGUUAGGAGGUGCUGGCUACACCAACUGUUACCCUGUAACACAAUAUGAAGACCAAGACUCACCCUCACAUGCGUCAAACACUGAACUCAAGACUGAAAAGAGUGAAGAAGUGAGUGACGAAUCACUUCCAGCUUCAGGACCAAGUGCCCUGGUCAUCGUCGGUCUCCUGGUGCAGAAACACAGCUACGUCUGUGCUUUGAUCAUCAUGAUGGUAUGGAGCAUCACCUACAACAACUGGUUAACCUUCGCCCUGCUGGUGUGGUCCUGUAUCAUCUGGAUGAUGAGGGACCGACGUCGAUAUGCCAUGAUUUCGGCACCAUUUCUGGCCAUCUACGGUACUGUCUUGGUCGUGCUGGGCUUCCUGAGCGGGUUGCGGCUGAGUCGCGCUGAACUGUACCCGGGGCUGCCUCUUGCCGUCAUCGCUGACUUUGACCUCAACAGCUACCACCCUGCUCCGUGUAUCCACCUGGGAGCAAAGGUUUUUUACAACUUCAACUUCUGGUUGAUGUUUCGCCAGCAUCUUAAGGAAAGGCAGGAGGAACAAAACUUGAAAGCAGAAUCCCUGGAUGAAGUUAAAGUUGUGCAGUCUGAAGAAACCGCUCAAUCCCCAGUGGUGGCGAUGCUCAUCUCUGGAGUCAAAGGGUUGCUGGUGAAAUACUGGAUCCUCUUCUGCUGCUCCAUGUUCUUUGUUGUCAGCUUCUCUGGAAAGGUGAUGGUUUACAAGAUCCUCUACAUUGUUCUCUUCCUCUCCUUUGUGGUCCUGUACCAGGUUCGAUAUGAUUUGUGGCGCCGGUUUCUGAAGACAUUCUGGGCUGUGGUGGUGGGCUACUCCAUGGUGGUCUUGAUAGCCAUCUACAUGUACCAGUUCAGAAGUGUGUCUGGCCUCUUCAAACAGAUUAUGGGCAUGUCAGAGGAUGGCCUACGUGAUCUGGGUUUGGAGCGCUAUGACACAGUGGAGCUGUUUGCCCGUAUCUUGCUUCCUGCAGCCUUUUUGUUGGCCUGUAUUCUCCAGCUGCAUUACUUCAACCCUGACUUCCUGGCUCUCACAAACCUCGACAACAUACCUGUCAGAGAGGUUUCCAGGGAAGAAGAGUUGAAGAGUUCAGUGAAUGCUAUUUCUGACAUAAUCAAGGAAAAUAUAGACAAAAUCAGGCAAAAGCUUGUGAAGGAGAGUGUUGAAGUUGGGAAAAGUCAGGAGACACUUGACAGUCUUGGACUGCAGGAAUCUAUUGAGAAGGAACCUGAGAAACAUCAGGAGAUGGGAGAGGAAGAGGCUGCUCCCAGCAGUCCUGAAGACAAGUGGAUUCUGAUAGUGGACCGGGCCAGUCUGCUCCUGAUUCAAGGCCUCUCAGGACUCCACAGACUCCAAGAUCUGUGCUGGAGAAUCAUGGAGCUUCACAGUUUUAAAAUUGUAUCUUCAGGCAUCAUUUGGGUGUCACUGCAAGAGGUUUCUCUGAUGAACCUGCUCUUCCUGGUUCUUUGGGUGUUUGCACUACCAUUUCCUCGGUUACGGUCGUCAGCAUCCAACAUUUCUGCAGUGUGGGCAUGUGUCAUGGUCGUGUGCAAAAUGUUCUACCAGCUUAAAGUCAUCAAACCUCUGGAUUACUCUCCCAACUGCACUGCUAGUCUAGUGCUGUCCAACCAUUCCAUCUUGGAUUAUGGGUCUGAAAUGAAGGGAAACAUGAUGGAACUUCUGAGGAGGUCCAUUCUCUACGUGGAGCCUGUGGAUCCGGUAUACUGGUGUGGAGCUCUGCGCAAGUGUGAGGGCAAGAUCCUUCCAUGUCUGAGGAACCAUCUGAUGGUGCUUGGCUUGCUGGCUUUCGAGGCCACAAUCCACCGCCAUCAGUUUUACUUUCGGAUGCAUAAUAGCCUGAAGGCGCCGCCCUUCAGCAUCAUCUUCCAUGGCAUCACCAGGCAGCACCUGGACCAUGGCAUCCUGCCCUGCAUUAAGUACUACAUCAACUUCUGCUUCUACAAGUUUGGACUGGAGAUUAGCUUAAUCGUGGCGGUCAAUGUGAUCGGUCAGCGGAUGGAUUUCUAUGCCCUCCUCCAUUCCUGCGCCUUGCUAGUGGUUCUGUCAAGGCGGCGGAGGAAAGCCAUCGGAGAGGUGUGGCCUAUAUACUGCUGCUUCACAGCGGGACUCAUGGUGUUGCAGUACCUGCUCUGCAUUGGAAUCCCCCCGGCUUUUUGUGUUGAUUACCCAUGGAGGACAGCAGUUCAACCUUUGACAUCCAAUGUUAUAAAAUGGUUUUAUCUACCAGACUUCGCUAUGAAGCCGAAUCCGUCUUUCAUAUUCUACGACCACCUCCUUCUGCUCUGCUCGUCCCUGCAGUGGCAAGUGUUUGAGGAGGAAAACCGGGCGGCUGUGCGGCUGCUGGCUGGGGACAACGUUGAGAUCAGCCGAAGUUUGGAUCCAUGUUCCUUCAACAAGUUCAUCCCUGUCAAUAACUUUCUUCACUGCAGGUGCUACCUGGACAUGGUGAAGGUGUUUGUGUUCAGUUAUUUCUUCUGGCUGGUGCUCUGUCUCAUCUUCAUCACGGGGACCACCAGGAUCAACAUCUUCUGUCUGGGUUAUCUUGUGGCCUGCUUCUACUUCAUGCUGUUUGGAGGCAGCGUGCUGAUGCAGCCAGUCCGAUACAUCCUGCGACUGUGGGACUGGCUCAUCGGCUACACCUGCUUCGUCAUCGCCAUGAAGAACCUGCUGUCCCUCGGCUCCUGUGGUUACCUGGACAGCCUGUUGAAGAACGGCUGCUGGUUGAUUCAGGCUUUCAGCAUGUUCUGCACAAUCAAAGGUUAUGAUGUCCCUGCACCUGAUGAUGAGUGUGAGCUUCCUGAAGGUGAAGCUGGAAUAGUCUGGGAUGCCAUUUGCUUCACUGUGCUCCUGGCCCAGAGGAGAGUCUUCCUCAGUUACUACUUUCUUUAUGUGGUGUCUGAACUCAGGGCUUCAAAGAUUUUGGCCUCCAGAGGCGCUGAGCUGUUUGAGGCCAAAGUGAAGAAGCUGGUCGCAGCCAGACUGGAGAUGGAGAAGAAAUCUGUGGAGGCUUUGAAGAAGCAGAUGGAGAAAAUCAAAUCAAAACAGAGACCAGCACAAAAGAACAAACCGGAAAUUCCUGCUGAUCAGUUGGCACUGGAUGCAGAGGCAAAAGCGAAACGGGAUGCUGGUAAAUGGUGGAAACCCUGGGUCUCUUCACCUGGAGUGGAGAACAACUGCGGUUAUCAUCUGUUUGAGAGCGACAGCGAGGAAGAGGAGGAAGAAGCUGUGGAGAAAAAAGAAGAGGAGGAACCACCAAAGAAGAAAUCUGCUUUCCAGUUGGCCUACAACGCAUGGGUGACCAGCUCUAAAUCAGCUCUCAAAGAUUUAAAGAAAGAGAAGAGCACUUUCAAGAAAGUGGAGAAGAAGAAGGCGAAGAAAGAGCUUCAGAGACAGCAGGGUAUUGACAGGGCAGACUCCAGCGAGGAUGAAUUAGAGGAAGCUACAUUGGAAGAGGACGGGGAGGAAGAGAAAGAAAACAUUCUUCAGCGCGUCAUCAGCACGCUGAAAUUCAGCUUCGCGCUUCUCCAGUCACUUCUGGAUGACCUCACGGAGGGAUUGAACUCAUUCUGUAAAGACAACCUGGACAUUUCUAAAGUUCUGCGGUUUGAAAGAGCGUUGCUAAACCAGCAACAGAAGAAGGGCAAAGAGGUGAGCCAGGAGAGUGUCAAGCAGUUUUAUGAAAACUGGUUAUCUCGUCAGAACACAGUGUCAUCUCAGGAUGACCUGGAUGAGACCGUUCCUCCUCCCUCAUCACCCCCGGUCGUCUUCUCCUCCAAUAUUGCCUACAACAAGCUAAAGAGCCAGGCGUCCAAACUGUCAUGGGGCAGCAGUGUUUCCAGCUGCAUGACGGAUGAGACGCUGCUGGUCUCCAGACAGCCGACCCAGGAGGAGCUGGAUGAUCCUCCAGUCGCUCCAGCCACUGAGCACCUUAAAAGAAGACUCGUGAAAUCUGCUAACGUCGAUAUGAUGUCCUUUGAAAGCAGUGAGCUCUCACCAAGCUGCGAGGAACACACAAAAAAACUCCUGGAAAGGGAGGAAGAGGAGAAAGCAGACAUUGAGGAGGAGCUACACCAAGAAGAGACUGAUUUCCCAAAACAACAAUGUGAAGAUGAAGAUGAUGAGGAGAAAGAUGAAGAGUUACAGCAGAGACAGGAAGACGACGAUCCUGGAGACAUUUCUGAAGCUGAUGAAGAAAAAAGCCUGGCUACCUGUGAAUCACCCAGACCGCUGACUCAGGAGACGAGGAACCUCACUGCCAGCGAGCUUCUGCUGAACAACAUGUUUGAAAGCGAUGAGAUCACAGAGUCCGACAAGUUCUUUUUGACGCUCCCCCGGCCACUGAAGCUUCUGUUCGCCCUCUACAACACCAUGGUGUCCAAGUCAGAGAUGCUCUGCUAUUUCGUCAUCAUCUUGAAUCACAUUGUGUCAGCGUCGCUCCUCUCUCUCAUCCUGCCCAUCCUUAUCUUCCUCUGGGCCAUGUUGUCGGUACCCCGACCCACCAAGCGCUUCUGGAUGACGGCUAUCAUCUACACUGAGCUGACUGUGGUGGUGAAGUACUUUUUCCAGUUCGGCUUCUUCCCGUGGACCACCUCGGCAUACCGUGGCAUCAACGCAGAGCGACCCUUUGCGCUGCCAAACAUCAUCGGUGUAGAGAAGAAAAAUGGUUACGUCCUUUUUGACCUGAUUCAACUGCUGGCGCUGUUCUUCCACAGGUCCAUUCUGAAGUGUCACGGUCUGUGGGACAACAAGGAGGUGGAGAUGCCUGACUUCUUCAAGAAAAUGAAGAAAAAAGUGGACAAGAAGAAGAUGACAGGAGGGGAGAAGUUAGGCAACAAAGAGAGGCGCCUGAUGAAGUUUCUGCCUCUCCAGAGCUCCAGCAGCUCCAUAUUCCGCAGAGGAAAGAAAGAUGAUGGAUCUGAAGAGAAACCAAAGAAGCAGAAGAAGAAAAGGCGACAACACAAAGCUCCCCUGACCAGGAAGCAGAGGAUCAGACAGCUGAUCAGAGAGAGGAUGCUUCAGGCCAAGGCUGCUGUCAUUGAAGUAGCACUACACAUCUACUUGCCCAUCAGGCAGUUCUUCUAUGACAUCAUCCACCCAGAGUACAGCCCUGUGUGUGACGUGUACGCCCUUAUGUUCCUCAUAGAUGUUGUCAACUUUAUUGUCACUAUAUAUGGAUACUGGGCUUUCGGGAAAUACUCUGCUGCCGUGGACAUCACCGAGUCCUUGUCCGAGGACCAAGUCCCCGAAGCCUUCCUGGUCAUGCUGCUGAUCCAGUUUGGAACCAUGAUUGUGGACCGGGCCCUCUACCUGAAGAAAUCCUUGCUGGGGAAGUGUGUUUUCCAGGUGGUCCUGGUGUUUGGAAUUCACUUUUGGAUGUUUUUCAUCCUGCCAGGGGUCACUGAAAGGAGAUUCAACAGGAACCCGGUAGCUCAACUCUGGUACUUUGUCAAGUGUAUUUACUUUGGCCUGUCUGCGUACCAGAUCAAAUGUGGCUAUCCAAACCGUAUUUUAGGAAACUUCCUCACCAAGAACUACAAUUAUCUGAACCUCUUCUUAUUCCAGGGGUUCCGAAUGGUUCCCUUUCUGACUGAGUUGAGGGCAGUGAUGGACUGGGUUUGGACCGACACCACUCUGUCUCUCUCCAGUUGGAUUUGUGUUGAAGACAUUUAUGCUAAUAUCUUCAUCCUUAAAUGUUGGCGAGAGUCUGAGAAGAAAUACCCGCAGCCUCCGGGACAGAAGAAGAAGAAGGUGGUCAAGUAUGGAAUGGGAGGAUUCAUCAUCUUCGCCCUCAUCAGCAUCAUCUGGUUCCCACUUCUCUUCAUGUCGUUGGUCCAGUCAGCCGCCGGCGUGACCAACCCACCCGUCGACGUCUCCAUCGAGCUCAGCAUCGCAGGAUAUGAGCCUCUGUUCAGCAUGAGCGCUCAGGAGCAGAACCUGGUUCCAUACUCACAAGGAGGCUUGAACCGGCUCACCAAAAUAUAUGCAACCCAUCCAGGAGCGAUGCAGUUCAUCAUGAACUACGGACAUGAAGACAUUUUAGUUGCAAAAAUCAAGAGCGACGCCAGUCUGCUGUGGAGCAUCAGUCCAGCCAGUCGAGAGGCGAUGAUCCAGGAGCUGAGCAACUCCUCCCACAUUUACAUGACCUUACGGUGGACGCUGCUCAGGAAUGCCUCAAUAUCAAUGAACGCAGAGACGGUGGGAGAAAACACAGUGAAAUUUGAGGACAAAACUCUGAAGGAUGGAAUCGUCAGGAUGCUUCAGGGGAACAGCAGCGCACCUAUCAUCAUUCAUUCCCUGCUGCCAAAGUUCAUCCGGGGUCCUAAAGGACCGGAAUCCAAAAUGGCCACCAGGAUGAAUGUCGAUACACUGACACGCCAAAGCCUUUGUUAUUUCUCAGAGCACUCGGACCAGCGGACACUGGCUUUCUUCCGGCCCAUGUCAAUCAAACUCCAACAGUCCACUGGGUCCCCAGGGAGGGAGGCUGACCAGUGGUGGGUGGUGGAAGAGUGCCCCCCUCUUCCUGUCUACUCUGACUACAAGUGUCGCAACAUCGAGAUAGUGGUGAUCAGCGACAAAGUCAGCCCCUCAAGUCUGGGAUUUCUGGCUGGACACGGCAUCGUGGGCCUGUACAUGUCCGUGGUUUUGGUCAUCGGCAAAUUUGUCCGUGAAUUCUUCAACGGAAUCUCGAGGUCCAUCAUGUUUGAGGAGCUGCCGUGUGUGGACAGAGUCCUGAAACUCUGCACAGACAUUUUUGUGGUCAGGGAAACCGGAGAAAUGGAGCUGGAGGAGACGCUGUUUGAGAAGCUCAUUUUCCUCUACAGAUCGCCAGAGACCAUGAUCAAAAUGACCAGAGAGAAGAAAGACAGCUAG
Molecule: messenger RNA, 8166 nt
Organism: Synchiropus splendidus (mandarinfish)
Lineage: Eukaryota; Metazoa; Chordata; Actinopteri; Syngnathiformes; Callionymidae
Product: piezo-type mechanosensitive ion channel component 2
Exons: 56
Coding region: 1-8166 (2721 amino acids)
Source: RefSeq, a predicted model, not a curated record